GGCUCCUCAUUAGGAGUCAGUUAACACACAUGAGAGAAACAAUAACACUUGACGGCCAAAAUCCUUCACGUGGAAGGACGGCCAGUUGGGUCGGCCGCGCGCUUUCUUUUUCUUUUUUUCCCUUCUUUUUCCUUUGUUUCCCCCCCCCCCCUUUUGUUUUGGGGGAUGCGCAUUUAAGGAGGCGCACCACUUUUAAUCCCAUUUAGGAGCCUCCAGCGCGCACGAUCACCUCCGUCGCGGCGCAGGAGUGGCCAAAGCCAAAAGCAGCGAUUCAGAUCAGAUUGCAGCUCGAGAACGAGAAAGAGAAAGAAAGAGAAAGAGAGAGCGAGGGAGCGAGCGUGUGUGCGCGCGCGCGCGCGCGUCUACGUGCGAGAGCGUGUUUGUGUGUGCGUGUGUGUUUGUGUUGAGCCAGUCGGUCUCCCUCCUCCCAAAUCUCGAAAAGCUCACCGAGGAGGCGCGGCGAGAGGAAUCCAGAGGAAUUUUGCGCGGAUAUUUCCUUCCUUUUUUCACCAGCCGUCGCUCUCCCGUCCUAUCCCUCCUCCUCCUCCUCCUCCUCCUCCUCCUCCUCACUGUCCCCUUUAUAUAUAUAUAAAUAUAUAUAUACAUAUAUAUAUAUAUAUAUACAUAUAUAUCCCCAAAGAAAUCAAGCGAGCGAAAAGUUGGAGGCGAGGCAGCAAGGACCGUGGCCGAGGAUGGACGAGCAGCCGCGCUUGAUGCACUCUCACGGGGUAGGCAUGGCCGGACACCCCGGCCUGGCGCAGCAUUUGCCGGAUGGCACCGCGGGGACGGACGGCGACGGCAGGAAGCAGGACAUCGGAGACAUUUUGCAGCAAAUCAUGACCAUCACCGACCAGAGCCUGGACGAAGCGCAGGCGAGGAAACAUGCGUUGAACUGUCACAGAAUGAAACCUGCCCUCUUCAACGUCUUGUGUGAAAUCAAGGAGAAAACAGUGCUCAGUAUUCGUGGCGCCCAGGAGGAGGAGCCUCCCGAUCCUCAGCUGAUGCGCCUGGACAACAUGCUGCUGGCCGAGGGCGUCGCCGGGCCCGAGAAAGGCGGCGGGUCGGCGGCCGCGGCGGCGGCGGCGGCGGCCACCGGGGGCAUCGGCGCCGACAACUCGGCGGAGCACUCCGACUACCGGGCCAAGCUGACGCAGAUCCGACAGAUUUACCACACGGAGCUGGAGAAGUAUGAACAGGCGUGCAACGAGUUCACCACCCACGUGAUGAACCUGCUGCGGGAGCAGUCUCGAACGCGGCCCAUCUCGCCCAAAGAGAUCGAGCGCAUGGUCAGCAUCAUCCACCGCAAGUUCAGCUCCAUCCAGAUGCAGCUCAAGCAGAGCACCUGCGAGGCCGUCAUGAUCCUGCGCUCGCGCUUCCUCGACGCCAGGCGAAAGAGGAGGAACUUCAACAAACAGGCGACAGAGAUCCUAAACGAGUACUUCUACUCCCAUCUGAGCAACCCUUACCCGAGUGAAGAGGCCAAAGAAGAGCUGGCCAAGAAAUGCAGCAUCACGGUUUCCCAGGUCUCCAACUGGUUUGGAAACAAGAGAAUCCGCUACAAGAAAAACAUCGGCAAGUUCCAGGAGGAGGCCAACAUGUACGCGGCGAGGACCGCGGUCAAUGCCACCAGCGUGUCGGCGCACGGCAGCCAGGCCAACUCGCCUUCCACUCCCAAUUCAGCAGGUUCUGCUGGCUCCUUUAACAUGUCAAACUCCGGAGACUUGUUCAUGAGUGUGCAGUCCCUCAAUGGGGACUCUUACCAAGGGGGGCAGGUUGGGGCCAACAUACAAUCCCAGGUGGAUACCCUUCGCCAUGUUAUCAGCCAGACCGGCGGAUACAGUGACAGCCUCGCCGCCAGCCAGAUGUACAGUCCACAGGGCAUCAACACAAACGGCGGCUGGCAAGAUGCUCCGACCCCUUCAUCAGUGACAUCACCCACGGAAGGACCUGGAAGCGUUCAUUCGGACACCUCCAACUGAAUCUUCCCGCCGCGCCGCCGUCACCUGUAUAAAAAGCAGAACUGACCUUCCCAGUAUUCAAAACAAAGGAGUUCACGAUGCCGCUGCGCGCAGAGGUUCCGUGGAAAAGCCGAAACCCGAAAAACCAAUCGUAUUUCCUCUGCUUGGACAUUUGGGAUACAAACACUGAAAUUCUAAAGAAAUCAGCGGAGAGCUUUGUACAGCGUUCACGCGCACGUUCGAUUCUGUUCUAUUCUCUUGAGAGGGCUGGGCUGACUUACGAUUCAACCGUUUCAACCGCUAAAGUAAAUAAAGGUUGAUUUUAGUCGUCGUUCUACCUCUCAGCCACUCAAAGAAGAAAGUAGAAAAACGUCAGUGACCGGGAUUUGUUUUGUAAAAAGUUGUCUUUGCGAGCAAGACGCACAUCUUCUUACUUAUUCUACAUUUCGUUGUCUCUCACUUAUUCUAUGGUACGCCAUUUUAGACUAAUAUUGCUCCGUUGUUUACAAUGUGUGCUUGAUCCGAGUAUGUCCACCCCCCACCCCACCUGUGUCUCCGGCGUCUUUGAACCCAGUUUGUGUCGGGACAUGUCCACCUCUAAGGUAACCCUGUGAAGUAUGUUAUCCGUAAAACAAUAAAGAAAUACUUGUCAUCACGUC
This is a messenger RNA of Phyllopteryx taeniolatus (common seadragon), 2617 nucleotides long. Its product is annotated as pre-B-cell leukemia transcription factor 1. Gene Ontology annotation, biological process: embryonic organ development; brain development; neuron development. The transcript has 9 exons. Gene Ontology annotation, molecular function: DNA-binding transcription factor activity, RNA polymerase II-specific; RNA polymerase II cis-regulatory region sequence-specific DNA binding. Lineage: Eukaryota; Metazoa; Chordata; Actinopteri; Syngnathiformes; Syngnathidae. Bases 693 to 1979 code for a protein of 428 amino acids. The record is from RefSeq and is a predicted model, not a curated record. Gene Ontology annotation, cellular component: nucleus.